Molecule: messenger RNA, 465 nt
Organism: Miscanthus lutarioriparius
Lineage: Eukaryota; Viridiplantae; Streptophyta; Magnoliopsida; Poales; Poaceae
Source: the annotation of a GenBank genome assembly
AUGGCGGAGGAGCAGCAGCAGCAGAGGUGGCAGGAGGGCCACCGCCUGUGCGCCAACAACUGCGGCUUCUUCGGCAGCCCCGCGACGCUGGACCUCUGCUCCAAGUGCUACCGCGAUCUGUACCAGCAGCCAGCAGGCGCGGCGCCGGGCCCCUCCGCUCCUGCCGCGUCGGCCGUCCAGCCUUCCUCCUCGGCGGUCGCCGGCGCGGCCGCCGUCUCUCCCGAGCCCGAGCCUCCGGCGGCGACGGCGGCCUCUGCUGCGGGCGCCAAGGCCGGCAGGUGCGCCAGCUGCCGGAAGCGCGUGGGCCUGACGGGGUUCGCGUGCCGCUGCGGCGCCACCUUCUGCGGCGUGCACCGGUACCCAGAGCGUCACGCGUGCGCCUUCGACUUCCGCGCCGCCGGCCGCGACGCCAUCGCGCGCGCCAACCCCGUCGUCAAGGGCGACAAGCUCAAGGACAAGAUCUGA